AUGGACUGUCCAUGGAAGGAGAUUAUCGGCGUCAUUACGUCAGUCUUCUUCAGUCCUGCAGCAACGGAAAUCGCGAGACUUUAUGGAGACAAACCCAUGGAUUGUUCCUCAAGAAGGCGCGGUGAGCUUGGUGCUGCAAGGAGGCUGUUCGACGCCAUGCCGGGUAAAGAUGCUGUGACGUUGAACUCUCUGCUUCAUGGAUAUACUCUAAACGGUUAUCCCCAGGAAGCUCUGAGGCUGUUUAAAGACUCGCAGCUAACCGCUGAUGUGAUCACAAUGACGACUGUUCUUGGGGCUUGCGCAAAGUUGGAAGCUUUGAAAUGCGGGAAGCAAGUACAUGCUCGGAUUCUCAUCGGCGGUGCUGAAUAUGACUCGUGCGGCGAUUUGAGAAUGGCUAGCAGUUUGGUGGAUCAGAUUGGGGAACCUGACGACCAUUCUCUGUCUGCCUUAAUUUCAGGUUACGCAAGCUGUGGGAAUGUGAGUGAGUCUAGAAGACUUUUCGAUAGGAAGAGUAACAGGUGCGUCUUUGUAUGGAACUCUAUGAUCUCGGGUUAUGUCGCCAACAACAUGGAAAUGCAGGCGUUGCUUCUUUACAGUGAGAUGAGGAAUGAAGCUCGGGAAGACUCUCGUACCCUAGCACCCCUAAUAAAUGCUUGCGGCGUUUUGCGUAUCCUUGAGACUGGUAAACAGAUGCACGGCCAUGCUCAUAAACUCGGGUUAAUCGAUGACAUUGUUGUAGCUAGCACGUUGCUUGACAUGUACUCAAUGUGUGGAAGCCCCAUGGAAGCUUGCAAACUUUUCGGCGAGGUCAAAACAUACGACACUAUCUUACUGAACUGUAUGAUCAAGGUGCAUUUCAGCUGCGGAAGAGUUGAAGAUGCGAAACGGACAUGUGAAUCAAUUGAGGGAAAUUCAAAACAUUACUAG
Thlaspi arvense is the source of this 927-nucleotide messenger RNA. Lineage: Eukaryota; Viridiplantae; Streptophyta; Magnoliopsida; Brassicales; Brassicaceae. The record is from the annotation of a GenBank genome assembly.